UAGGAUAGAAUUGUUAUAGUAACGCUUUGGCAGUAUCUAUAACAGCAGGACAGAAUAAAACUGCAGCUUAUUGCAGUUUUAUAACGUGGGAAAUCGUAUACCUGCAGUGGUGUAUUAAAAACAAUGUGCACGAAUCAGCUUGCAGUGCAUUUGAAUUACCUUGGGGAUAAUGUGUAUGACAGCCAGAAUAAUAAUGUCACAGUCAGGUUUGCAGACGGAAAAACCCUUUCCUGCAACAAAUCUGCACUUGCAGACGUGAGUGAAUAUUUUCGUGCGCUUUUCUUUGGCAAUUUUCAAGAGAAUGGCAACUCUAAUGUUAAACUGCCCGACGUUGACUAUGAUGUUUUCAACAAAGUAUUGGUGGCAUGCACAAAUGGCGAAUCUUCAAUAGUCAGAUUAAGUUGCGAAGAAAUUUGGGAAGUUAUUGAACUUUCGGACAUGCUCGCGUUUAAAACUUCGGCGGAGGCUUGUGACAAAAUUCUUUCUGCACGUUUAAACGCAGACAACUGUGUUGCAAUGUGUGGUCUUGCAGAUUCAUUCCAUCGACUUGAUUUGAUUAAAGAUGCCGUACAUUUCAUGCUUGAUACGUGGUUUGGAGAACAUAUAACCAAUCUCAAAAACUUUAAAACAUUGAAAACCGACAGCAUCUAUACUUGUUCUAAUUGUGACAAAAACACUGAACACUCACUGCUCAUCAAAAGAAUUUUUAACACAAAUAUUUCAAACAAAUUUACGAACAACGAAACUUUGGGCCCUGUAUUUGAACAAUCAGGAUCGCUUGAAAACCUUUUAGACUGCUACAAAAUUGAGCAUCGCUUUUACUUCAUCGGUGGGUUUCGGUACAGGACACAUUAUAAAUGUUACAAGAUGGAAUCAGAUCUAUUUGUAGGUCAAAAACAAACUGUUGAACGGGAGGAAGAAGAUCUUAAUUCAGGUGAUUGUUUAAGGCAUAAAUAUAUUGUUUUGACAAUUGUCUUGGCAGGAUACUCGAACCUUCCGGAAUUUCCUGAUAGAAACCUAGAGGACUACCGCACCGUUGCUGUCGGUAGAUUUAUAUACGUUAUUGGUGGCUUUAACUACGAGAAAAUGCAGUCCACGCGCGCCACCUGGCGGUUAUGUACACGAGAAAAUAGGUGGUCGCAAGUUGCACCGAUGAAGCAUGGCCGGCUCAUGCACUGCGCUACUACUGUUGGCGGGAGGGUUUACGUGUGUGGUGGGUACGAUGGGGAAACGGUACACAGCACCGCUGAAUGCUACGACACGAGAAUCAACAAAUGGAUUGCUUUACCGAACAUGCCUAUUGGCGUUGGGAAUGCUGCAUGUACAUCUCAUGACGUCAGUAUAUACGUCAUAUGUGGCCAAUUCGGGGUAAAGUCGAUCCAAACGACAAGUAAGGUCCAACAAUUUAAUACAACAAGCCGGCAAUGGAGUUUACCCACUAUAUAUGAUUCGCCAGUUUUCUCUCCUUUGAGCGAAUAUGGAAUGUCUGCUGUGGGAUUUGAAGAUGAUAUUAUUGUCCUUGGUGGGCAAACUACAAGAGUGGAUGCUUUUAAUACUAAGACACUAAAAUGGAAACGACUAGCUGACAUGAACAGCAGGCGAAUGGAUGUAACUUGCAUGAAAUACAGAGGUCAAGUUCUUGCCGCUGGUGGCUGGGACUAUAGCUCAGGAGAGUACUUUGGAAGUGUUGAGGUCUACAACUCUGUCCUAAAUACAUGGAAGGUGCUGCCACACAGUUUACCUGUCGCUGCUAAAAACAUAGGAUUCUGUUACGUUUAUGAUGUUGAACGAAAAUAGUUUUUAUCUUGAAUUCAUAUCUGACGAUCUUCCUAUUGCUGUAAAUUGGUGUUUGAUAAAUGCGUGUGUGAUUGCUUA
Ciona intestinalis (vase tunicate) is the source of this 1875-nucleotide messenger RNA. NCBI's taxonomy places the organism in Eukaryota, Metazoa, Chordata, Ascidiacea, Phlebobranchia, Cionidae. The record is from RefSeq and is a predicted model, not a curated record.